Kickxella alabastrina is the source of this 1332-nucleotide messenger RNA. RefSeq names its product Elongator complex protein 4. Lineage: Eukaryota; Fungi; Kickxellomycota; Kickxellomycetes; Kickxellales; Kickxellaceae. Bases 46 to 1224 code for a protein of 392 amino acids. The transcript is spliced from 5 exons. Gene Ontology annotation, cellular component: transcription elongation factor complex; cytoplasm; elongator holoenzyme complex. The record is from RefSeq and is a predicted model, not a curated record. Gene Ontology annotation, biological process: tRNA wobble uridine modification.
CGUUUCCUUUGCAUACUUUAUAUCAUACAAUUCCACUCACUAUCUAUGAGCAGCUCCUUCCGAAAGCGCGUGCCGGCUGGUCAGCAGGCCAAGCCGCCGCCAGCCACACGACUGAAUCCACACAGCGCUCAGCUGCUCGUGUCUACUGGAGUGCCCUCGCUCGACGAUGUUCUCGGAGGCGGACUCCCCGUGGGUGGCGUGCUGUUGAUUGAACAGGAUCGCCAGACUGGGUAUAGCAACACCCUGCUAUCGUACUUUGCCAGCCAGGCCAUCGCCGCGGGUCACAAGCUGUGCAUCGUCAAUGCUGACCAAAAUGUUGACUUGAAGACCCAGCUGCCAGGGUGGGCUAGCGCCUUAUCCGGGGCUGCAGAAGCAAAUAAGGAAAUAUCAAAGGGCGCUGACGAUACCGAUGCUAUGAAGAUCGCCUGGCGCUACAAAAAUUUGCCCAAGAUAAGCAGCAUGGCAGCAGAAGUUCAGUUCUGCGAGCGAUUUGACCUGUCUUUGCGCAUACCUGGAGAUGUUGUGGAUAAGGCUCAGCCUCGCUAUGACGGUGACAUGUACCGGUGCGUCCUUGACCGUAUAUCGGAGCUGGUCCAAGAUGGAUUCAGCUCUCUGACGCCCCUCAAGCCAAACACGGAGCGCACAAUCCUGCGAAUUGAGCUGCGGUCGCUGGGAUCAGGGUCCAAAAACACUUCGAUUCUGCAGUUCCUUCAUGAGCUGCGCGGGUUGCUGCGCUACUCCUACGCCGCCUGCGUUAUCUCGUUCCCCGUGCAUCUAUACGAAGAGGCUGGUGUGCGGCUGCCCAUUGUUCGCCGCAUCGAGCAUCUCUGCGACGCAGUCAUCGAGCUCGAGUCCUUCGAGGGCACGUAUGCUUCGCCUGCAGACAUUGUCGCGCGGCAGACCAGGACUGAUGCAGCUUCCAGCCAGGACUACCACGGUUUUUUGCACAUUCACAAGCUGCCGAGGCUCAACUCGCUGACAGCGUCGAUGGGCCGGCUGUCGUUGCUGCACACCGGCGGCGGGUCUGCGAAUAACUUGGCCUUCCGUUUGCGUCGCAAAAAGUUUUCGAUAGAGACAUACCACCUACCCAUUGAGGGUGGCACUGUCGAGAGACGUGUGCCCGGCAAAGAGGAGGACAAGAAAUCACAGGGUCGCCAGUCUGUUGGCAAGGGCGGGGUCGGAUGUGGGUCUACGCCUGGGCGCAAAGACCCGCUCGAGUUCUGAUCCAUUGUUUUCAUUUAUUGAUGCUUAUUUGCGAGCUGCUGCCGCCUAUGGUAUGGCACUGUGAGAAUUUUGGAAAUUAAAAUUUAUGCAAAACAUUCAGCUGACGCC